Babesia ovata is the source of this 3087-nucleotide messenger RNA. Its product is annotated as ZINC FINGER PROTEIN 598 domain containing protein. The record is from RefSeq and is a predicted model, not a curated record. Gene Ontology annotation, biological process: rescue of stalled cytosolic ribosome; protein ubiquitination. Lineage: Eukaryota; Apicomplexa; Aconoidasida; Piroplasmida; Babesiidae. Gene Ontology annotation, molecular function: ribosome binding; ubiquitin protein ligase activity. The coding region runs from base 1 to 3087 and encodes 1028 amino acids. The transcript has a single exon.
AUGGGUAGCAGGCGGAGGUUUGGCCCGGAAGGCGGCCCCGUUAACGGCAACGUGCCGCGAGGCCGUGCCAGAUGGCCGGCCAACCUGGGAUCGCCGUAUACCCUCUUCCGUGACAACCUCCAUGACAGCAUACUGGAUGUGUAUAUGCAGAGCGGAGUUGCGCGCUUGCAAUCCCUCAGCCGGGAGCAGUUGGCCGCGGUGGCGCAGCAGCCGGUGUCGGAGCACUUCCACAGCUACAUGUGUUGCUCCAUCUGCUACGAGAACGCGCUCAUAUGUGCCGUCGGGAAGUGUACACACCUGAUGUGUUUCCUCUGCAUGAUGCGGUUGAAGAAUUUUUACGAUGACGACUGCAACGUACACCAGUGCCCCUACUGCAAGCAGGAAUCCGACGUUCUCGUGAUUCGUGCCAACCCGUUUUUCGCACACUUCGCAGUGGAACAGUCGCUGUAUUCACAAGAGGGCUCUAGGGAACUGACACGCAGCAGCAUAGAAUCUCUUCUGCGUGUCUUGAGCGUUGACACACCAUUCGAUCGUAGCAUAUUAUCGCAAGGCGUGGUAAACAUAAAGGAUUUGUUCGGGGUCUUCCUGCGAACGGUUGAUAUGAAGCGAGACAAUGUAAUGAAGGCGCCUGGCUCCAAGCUACAGCACCUCGUGCGAAAGGCGCAACAGCUGUCUAUCAAGGAGCGUGAAGAGCGUGACCCCUUCAAAGACGUGUACAACGCGAAACAAUCUCGGCAACGAUUUGAGGGCGAUUACGUGGUUGCCGGGGAACACAGGCUCGUGUUUGAGCACCCUAACAUAUACAUGCUCUUCCGCACGGUCAGCAGUGCCCUGUGCUGGGUGCCCGAGUGCAAGGCGCACUGGCACACCAACAUGCCCCUCGACGCCCCGGAGCUGCUUUUAAAGGCUCUUGAGAAGCUAUACCAGCAACGGCACACAUCGUUCGAGUCGCUGAACAAGCACCUGAAGAGCAAGCAUGGAUUGGUGUUUUGCGACAUUUGUCAGAGCCACCUCAGCCUCAAGAACUUCGUCUGCGAAAUGCCGUUGUACCGGCUCGAGGACAUAAAAUCGCACGUGCGCUUUGGUGAUCCGGACAGGGUGCCUCCGAUUCCGGCUCACGUCAUGUGUAGCGCGUGUCGUCGUAUGCAGUGGGACAACACGGAGCUCAAGAGGCACGCGAAGAGUGACCACUUCUACUGCAACCUUUGUGAUGCAGAGGGGGCAUUAUGCGAAAUUUUCGGCGAGUAUGGGACGCUGUUCUCGCACUUCAAAACGUACCAUUACCCCUGUGAGGAGCCGGACUGCAUGUUCGUGGUAUUCCCCGAUGACCUCCAGCUGCAACUUCACUACAUGUCGAAGCAUCCCACUGUUCAUCGCAGUUCAUCAUCGCGUCAGAAGAAGGCACAGCCUCCUUUGCAGCAGGCUGUUGCGACAGUUACGAAGACAGCGGCGACCGUCUGCACUUUGCCGACCAGCUCCUUGCCUUGGGACGGAAACAUCCGCAUUAUACCAGAUGUGGAGCCGGUUGCCCCGGAGCCUACACCAGAACCUGAACCACAACCAGAACAGAAGGUGGUUUCCGCGGAGUUCGAGGAGUGGCUUCGCAAGCGCGAAUACCUCACGGAUCCCCAACUGCGCACUUCCGCCAAGAGCACGGAGCUCUUGAACGCCUUUGCGCAGACCAUGAUAAACCUAAAAUUGGGUUCGACCGUUCGCCAAUUCGACUUCGACACCUUCAGCGUGAAUUGUGCGACGCGUGUUCAGUGUGACCUUGAGCGCGUGUUGACCAUCGUGAAAUCGUCCACCUUCCCCCCACGUUGCGAGCUGUGGGAACGCCUUCCCGCCGACUUCCAGAGCCAUGUUGAGGAGGUAUUGGCCGAUUUCCGUGUACAGUACGGUAGCUUUGUGGAGGACUCCAUUUCAGGAAAAUCGCAAGAGGCAGGUGCUCCGACCCUCCUCGAUCUGGUUAAAACUUCCAUGUCGUACCUUAUGGUAUUCUUGUACAGUAUAAACUUCCAUGUGGAAUACGAGAAGUUGCUGCGGUCUGUGAAGGCAUCUUCGGUCGAAUACAAGGUAUCCCCCAACGGGCUAAUGCUGCUCAACGUUUUGGAGGACAUGGUCCCCAUGGCGAGCAAGAUUUUGGUGAAGCAGGCCUUUGACUGGGUCGUGAAGGCAUUGGAAGGUGCAGUAGACAACGUGUCUGCAAUGAAACAACAGCCCGCGUCUCUUACCGCUGUAGUGAAGAAAAAGACGAAGUCUGGUUCCGAGUUUUCGCUUGAAGUGUUGAACCCCGGCCGCGACCUCUCCAAGGAAAUGGGACAGCAUAAACUGCAGAAACGGCAAGAGCAGCUGUUGAAGAGAAUGGGUCGCAAACCGAAUGCCUGGGGAAAGGUUAAGGACACGCCAGAGAAGCGUGCUACCGCAGCCGAACCUGCGCCCGAACCCGAGGAGCCGGCUCCAGAAUCGACCCCAGCGCCCGAGGCAACACCGACAGACAAGCCGGAUGAACCAGCGGUAGAUAACGAGCGGUAUGUAAUAUCCAUUGAGGAUAGCUUUAGGAAGAGCCUCAAUUCCGACUUUUAUGCUGCCAUGGUGGACGUUAUUCGGAAUGCGCUCGCAGUGAACGACUCGAAGUUCAACGUUACUUCGCCCGAGCAUCGGUUACGGGAAACGACGUGCAUUAAGAUUAAUCAGCUAUUGAUGUCCGGCACCCGCAGGUUUACCACCCUGUCGGAGUUCGUGCCCAUGCAGCUGCUGGAAUCGCUUCAGGCCCUGGAGCCGGAGUUCUAUCGCCUCGUCAAGGAGGCCAGGAUGGUCAACGACGUUGACGGUCCGGCCAAGAAAUGGAGUUAUCGCUGCGCUAAUGCGCUGCGACGGUGCCGUGUGGAGCACCUGGAGGUGCUGGACUAUUAUUUGACUGCUAACGCCGCCGCCAUGGCGUUGCGCAGCGACGCUGAGUUCCCAUCUUUGGGGAACGGAAGCGGUGCCAAAUCCUCUGUCACGCGGCGCAACUACGCGCAGGCACUCAAUGUGAAGUCGUCAAAGAACUUCGUUUUGCUGGAUUCGGAGUUCCCCGCGCUCGGGUGA